CGGGUUGUACUAGGUGAAAGUAAGUUAUUAGUUGUACCGGUUUACGGUGACUAGAUGGAAUUAAGUUAUUAGUUGCACGGUUUGCGGUGACUAGGUACGGGUAGGUUAUAAGUUGUACGUGGUUUAUCGCGACCAGUUAUGUUAAAGUCUCCAUUUAAAAGUGUUUUAUUGAAACUAGUUAGUGCAUACAUAAUUACAAUAAAUAGUGUAAGUAGUUUCAAUCGUAAUUAGUUAAACUUGAAACACCGCCACACACCCCAGGGUCAGGAUGAAGUUGAAGUUGGCGGUAUUGUUGGCAGGCAUAGCCCUAGCGACGGCGGUACCUCUCCACGAGCCUUCACGGGACAACCACGGGGCGCAGGUACUUAGGGUGAAGGUGACGGACCUCGCGGACCUGACGUACUUUGCGUACCUGCAAUCGCGUACCACACUGGACUUCUGGACUGAGCCACGUGCCCUGGGCGAAAUCGACAUCAUGGUCCGGCGUUGGGACCUGCCGAUGUUGAAGGCUGUGCUUCUGCACCGAAAACUUCAGUACAGUAUACACAUCGCCGACGUCCACCGCCACCUCGCUGACAUGAAGGAGAAGCACCUGCAGGCCCGAACCAGGGCUGGAGACGCCAGGAUGUCGUGGGACGCAUACUACAAUUAUGACGAGAUCAAUGCGUGGCUAGACAGUUUGGCCGCCGAUUACCCGUCCAUUGCGACCGUGACGGAUGUGGGCACGUCGUACGAGGGACGUACCAUGAAGCUCCUCAAGCUGUCCACCGGACAAGCUGUCCACGCCAUCUUCACGGAUGGCGGUAUGCACGCCAGAGAGUGGAUCGCCCCUGCCACAGUGACGUACUUCAUCCAGCAGCUGGUGGCAGGUGAUGGUGUCGGUCUGCUGGACGAUGUGGAUUUCUACUUCAUGCCGUCCAUCAACCCAGAUGGUUAUGCAUACACCUUCACUGAAGACCGAUUGUGGCGCAAGACGCGUUCCCCCAACCCCGGCAGCCCCUGCGUGGGCACCGACCCUAACAGGAACUGGAGCUUCCACUGGAUGGAGGGUGGGGCCUCUGACAUGCCCUGCUCGGAAAUAUACGCAGGCCCCGAACCCUUCAGUGAGGUUGAGAUGAGGGUUGUGAGGGACCAACUUCUUGUCCUCAGACCCCGCGUGUACCUCACAUUCCACUCAUACUCACAACUCUGGAUGUAUCCUUGGGGAUACACCACCGACCUCCCCGACAACUGGGAGGACAUGCAUUCGCUUGCCAUCGCAGCCGUGGCCGCCCUGACCGCCGUCCACGGCACGCAGUACGAAGUUGGCUCUUCGUCUAACACCAGCUACAUCGCCGCCGGAGGUUCGGAUGACUGGGCCCUAAGUGUAGGUGGGUCAGAAUACGCAUACACCAUUGAGCUCAGGGACCAGGGGCAAUACGGGUUCGAACUCCCGGAGAACUUGAUAAUUCCUACGGCAGAGGAAACGUGGGAGGGAUUCAAGUUGAUUGCACAGUUCAUCGGCCAUUAUUAGCCGUGAAAUAUUAUAACAAUCGCUCAAGCCAAAAUAGAUUAACAGGUCAAUGAAUUUUUGUUGAUUAUGAAAUAUAUUUUCGAUAGAAUUUGAGUCUACUUGUAAUGGAUUGCUUCCAACUUGAAUUAUAAUAGAUCUAUUGGUUGCUCAAUUCUAUAGAUUAAUAACGAAUGUGCAGUAUAUUUCAUUACUUGUCCAGUAGAUGUUUUCACAAACAUUUGGUACUGUUCAGUUCCAACUGAUGAACUAACUCAUGCGCGAAUAAAAUUUCAAUUUGAA
Hyalella azteca is the source of this 1792-nucleotide messenger RNA. RefSeq names its product carboxypeptidase B. The coding region runs from base 269 to 1513 and encodes 414 amino acids. Gene Ontology annotation, molecular function: metallocarboxypeptidase activity; zinc ion binding. Gene Ontology annotation, biological process: proteolysis. The transcript is spliced from 9 exons. The record is from RefSeq and is a predicted model, not a curated record. NCBI's taxonomy places the organism in Eukaryota, Metazoa, Arthropoda, Malacostraca, Amphipoda, Hyalellidae.